AUGGCCACCUCACCGACCAGACCACAACCGUCCCCGAUAGACACGACCAUCCACACACCUUCACCACCCACGUCCUCAACCUCAACCCCUCAGACCAAGCGCUCCCGCAGCGCAUUAUCACUCGACCUCAGCACACUCCCACCGCUGACCUCCCCAUCACCGCCCUCCAACACCCUACUUAUUACCCGCCUCUCCGACCCCAAAAUCUUUCACCCGGCCUCCCUCGCCACUAUCCGCGAACACAUCUCCUCCAUCGCGCCCCUCAAUUCCUUCUCCCCUCUAAAAUCAAUGCACCGCAUCAUCGUCAGCUUUUUCGACGACGCCUCCGCUAUCGCCGUGCGGCAGUCUGUCGACGGCACCGCGUUUUCCUCGUCCAAUACCGAGCCCUCGGUCGCGAAAUGCUAUUUCGGCGAGCCGACCCCAAUAAACCAAGAAACGAAAUACCUUGAGCGUCCCGAUGCGGGGAGGCUGUUCUUCAUCAGCCCACCGCCUAGUCCGCCCGUGGGCUGGGAGAUGAGGAUGGAGGAUGCGCCUAACAAAUCCGUCCAUGCAGAGGAUCUGGCAUCCAAACUAUCGGCGUUGACGAGUCGGCUGUCGUCCUCGAACAACAAUGAGGAUGUCUCGCCUAUCGAAGAGCAGUACACAGCGGAUGAGCUUUCUCAGAAGCUGAAAUCUACACAUACGCGCAAACGCUCUACGGAAGAUAUGCUCACGACGCCAACGUCAGCAGCACCGAAUAAUAACGGGUCAAGUCCGAAGAAGAUUAGAAGUCGGAGCUCGACGUUGAUCUACGAUCCGAAAGCACACGGAGACUCACCCGGCUACCCGCCGUGA
Messenger RNA from Cyphellophora attinorum, 834 nucleotides. RefSeq lists its product as uncharacterized. Gene Ontology annotation, cellular component: cytoplasm; nucleus. Gene Ontology annotation, biological process: calcium-mediated signaling. The record is from RefSeq and is a predicted model, not a curated record. The coding region runs from base 1 to 834 and encodes 277 amino acids. Gene Ontology annotation, molecular function: nucleic acid binding; calcium-dependent protein serine/threonine phosphatase regulator activity. NCBI's taxonomy places the organism in Eukaryota, Fungi, Ascomycota, Eurotiomycetes, Chaetothyriales, Cyphellophoraceae. The transcript has a single exon.